ACUAACCGAGAAGAAAAACUUUAUGAAGUCGCGCAAAAGCAACCCAUUGGAGGGUCAGAACUCUCCUUCGUCGCGGGGAAUCUUGUGCUCUGACCCGGCAGCAGGAGCCAGACCGACCGUCGAUAUGUGUGAGAGCAGAGCGAUUCCCAGCGGGGAGGUGUACCGGCAGCUGUUCGACGCUCAGGCUCAGCUGUCCAGGGGUCUGCUGGCCGGACGAAGAGACAUGAGGAUGGAUUGUGUGUCUGCUGAGGACAGUAACAUACGCUGUAGCAGCAGGUUCUGUUCUUACUCCAGCAAGAGGCAGCAGGUGGAUGAUGAAGAUGAUGUCAUCAGUGAUGUUGCCAGCCUUCCUGACUCAGUAGAGGUUGACCGUCAGUGCUCUGACAUCAUCAAUCAGCUGAUGAAGAAGAAAAGUCUGAAAAAUCAGGAAGCUGUGAAACAGCUGGAAACACACAUGUCUCACCUGUCCCAGGUGUGUGAGACACAGGUGAGGACCUUCAGCCUGCAGCUGCUGGAAUCUCUGCAGGAUGCCAACCGCAGAUUGGGAACCCUCAUGGUCAGAAUGCGCACUCUCCAAAACCUCAGUCUGCAGGAGGUUUGCGCUCUCUGGGAGGAGGUGGAGGAGGAGGUGACGAUGAAGAAGGUCAAAAUCUCAGAGCUGAACCUCAAACUGAGCGAAUGUGAAAGACAACGAAGUGACAAGAUCAGAGCUGUUCUCAAGAAAUACUGCUGCCUGCUGGAGGAGAUUGGCUUCCUGUCUCCACCCGACAUCCAUAGACUGAUCCACACCGAGGCCACGAUGUUGAAUCAGUCUCUGCUAGCGAACCGUCGCAGCAUUGCUUGUCUGCUUCUGCACCUGCAAGAGGAGAAUCUGCAGAGGGAGUCAGUCUUUCGUCAUCUCUGGGAGGACGGUCUGAGCCUCUGGAAGAGUAGUAAAGUGGAUGACAUUGUCAGCCAGUUCAGUUUGUGUUGCAGGAGUCUCUGCAUCAGCGCUGAAGGUCAACAGCUGGUCUCAGACCAGCAGAAAGAAAUGGCCCAACAUGGUCUGAAUGAAACACGUUGUGACAUCAUUCGAAAGAUCAGCUUCCUUGUCCCACCCACCUGCUCUCCUGCUCUGGUCUCUGAUUGGCUCGAGCAACUGACAGCUGUUAAUGAACAGAUUGACUGUCUUCAUGCAGACUUCCUCCAUGAGCUGCGUCAUGGUUUUGAACAAACUUUGCAGGAUUACCUGGCACAGGUGGAGUGCUGUAAGGAGGCGCUCUCAGCUCUGCAGCUGUCAGAUGAGCAGGUGAACGACAUCGUCAGCUCCCGGCUCCUUUCUCUGAUUGGACAACGCCGGACUCACUAUGAAGCUCGAUUGGCUGCUUUACAUGUGUACAGGGACUCUGUGGCCCGUCACGCUCUCAGUAUCAGUAGGUGUGUGUUUGUUGUGAUGCAAGCAGCAGCGUUGCUAUGGGAGACGCACAACUGCAGGUUACGGAGGAGAAAAGAAGAACUGCAUGAACGCCUGGAUGACAUGAGACGUUCACAACAACAACACAUAAAGAUGAAAAAGGAGAAUGUGGACGACCUGUUGAGGCAACUCCGUCAGGGGAGCAGUGAGGACAGUCUGAAGACAUGUCUGGAUGAAGCCAUUGUUUACCUACAGGACAUUGAGAACAGCUACAGACAGCAUUUCAAUGAUCUGCUGGAGGUCCCGAAUCAUCUCCCGGCUGUCUUCAAGGAGGAGGUGCUCUCCUACAGCAGCAGCCUCAGUUCCUUUCUCCGCCUCAGCCUCAGCCACACCCAUCAACCGCUGUUUCCUCCUCAGAGUCCAGAAGAUUUGCAGAACCUCCAUCCAUCAUCCACCUGCAGCAUCCAGCUUGACCAGCUGGGUCCAGAAGUCAGCGGGCGGGUUGCAACACAGACACCAGAUGAGAUGAUGGCAAAAUAUCCAAUCAGCUUCCAGAAUGAUGCAGAUCAUUCUGCAUACACCUCCCAAGAUUGGCUGACUGAGGCAGAGUCCUCUUUGCUUGAGCUUUGUGACAUCAGGGCCUCUGUCACCAUUACAUCAUCAGGAGGCGUGGUCUACUCUGGCCCCACCUUCAAACUUGCCUCACCUGACAUAUCGACCAACCAGCAUCAGGAAACACACUUGAGUGUGUUACCUGUGGAGUUGCUCACAUACACACUGAACAGAACCAGGACUCUUUUUCUGGACCACCUUGAGCAGCAUUUCCACGACUGCCUCAGAUCCGCUGCUGUUAUGGUAACAAACUGGAAGGAGGCAUUGUGCUCAGAUCAGGAAGUCCAGCUACAGAAGCUGAAACCUGAACACAUCAAGACCCACAUCUACGAACCCCGCUUGGCUGAGUUGCAGCUCCAUCAGCAGUGUGUUGAUGCCCACUGUGAGGAGAUGUUGGACAUGUUGAACUCCUGCAGAAUGGAUCUGCAGGAGCUGCAGACCUCCAUCAGCAGGAGAAACCAGGAGCUUGUCACCAAACUGUCCAACCUGGAGGACGACGUUCAGACGGCACGCAGCAGCCGAUGUCUGGAGGACAUUAGCUCCAUCCUGCAGCACCUUCUGGAUGAACAUAUGAAACAUACCAAGAGCCGUCAGACCGGUUUCAGAAACACGGUCAGGAUGCAGCUGGAUGAGGCCAGAAGCAGAACCGCACACUUCCUGACCUCCUUCAGGAUGUUCAGUGAAGGUGGAGACUUUGCUCCUCAGGAAAUGAAGAUGUUUCAGAGGAGGAUGAGGACAGAGACCAGAACCAUCAAUGAGACAGAGGAAUACAUCUGGGCCCAGCUGGAGGCUUUCGAGUCUAGGAGUUUCCAGAAGGUGACGGAGGCGUCGGCUCAGCUGGAGGAGAAACUCGCCUCCCUAAAGUCUGAGCUGACAUUCACAGAAGAGAUCCACAAGAUCACAAGCAGUACCCAGGUUCAGAUCAAGGCUCAGGCAGCCCUCAGUAACCAGCAUCAGUCUGUGAUCAACAAAAAGUUGGAGGAUGUGAGGGUGAUGAUGGAGGAUAUUCAGGUGUCUCCAGGUCAGCUUUUUCCUGUGAUGUCAUCAGUCAGUGAAGAAAUCAUGAAGCGUUGUCAGUAUCUGGAUUUUAAAUUGGAAGAUUUUGCCUCGUCAGCUCCUCCUGAAUCUAGGACGCAGGUCCAGCAUUCCCCACCUCCUGGUCUACUGAAUCCAACGAGGACAGGUGUGGACCUCCUGGAUGACCCUGUUAUUGAUGUCAUCAUGUGCCUGAACAGGCUCUGUUUGGUCCAGGAUUCUGCUACAGAGAACCACCUAAGAGGAGAAACAGCUGCUGGUCAGAGUCCGGGCCAUUAUCAGCAGAGAGGAGCCGAUUCUGUCGGUGGACUCAGGAAGAGCUGCACGUCCAUCAGGUCUAAGAAAAAGCUCCAGAUCUUUGGAUCCAAACACGAGGACCAGUCGAGCUCACACUCAUUCAGCUCAUCAAUGAAUUCUGUGCUGUGGAAAACCAACGACACCCUACUGCAGAUCGCUGAGGACUUCUAUAGCAGCAAACAUCACAGCUGCUUCCACCUGCUUCCUGAUUCUCUGGACCAAUGGGCUGAGAGCAUGCAGGAAAGGCUGCUGGGAUACCAGGAACAGGCCAGGAGGUUUUUGAGCAUGAGCAGAGAAGAUCUAAUGAAGCAGAUGUCUGAAUUCAGGGAGCUGCUGAGUUCAUUACCUGCAGCCUUAAUAAGUAGCCAUGAGCAACAGCAUGAGGCAUGGCUCAGAGAUGAGGUAUGUAGAGUCAAGAAGAAGCUGGAAGAAGCGAUGGCAGCUAGUACGAAGGAAAAGAGUGUGAAUGUCCGUCAGCUGCAAGUGUUUCUCAGUGAGGAAGAGCUGCAGGUGCUGAACAGCAAAGAGGAGCUCAGACAGCAGCAGCUCUAUAGCAUCAUCUGCUCUGUAUACCUGGAGCUGCAGGAGUGUGUACGAGCCAGAGGGGAGGAGUUUGUGACAUCUCUGCACUCCCUAUCAGAGAAUCUGCUCCAUCAGCUGGACGCCCUGCUCAUACCUGCAGUUUCCACAGAAACCGAUUUAGAAGUGACACACCAGCACAGUGAAGACAGCGCUGUUACCAUGGAGACCGAAGGUAAAAAAGGAAGGAAACUCAGCAGAAGAAGCAGCUCAGCUGACCCACCAUCCUCUGUUACCAGGACAACAACAGCAUCCAUCUGCACAGAUAAGUGCACCAUAAAACAAACAGUUGUCAAGACCAGCGAUGCUGCUGUGAAGCGUUUCAAGCAGCUGGUUGGGUCAGAGUUGUCGUGUUCAGAUGAUGACAAACAAAGACAACUGAGUGAAGAACACUCCUGGAACACACAUUGGAGACAACAGAUACACACUCUGAAGCUCAUGCGCACAUAUUAAUGCUACACCUGUAAGGAACGUGAUGACAGCAGCCGGCUGCUUUAUCGGCUGCUAAUAAACCAGAUGAAGAACUCCUGUUAUUGGUGUAUUGUUCCUUUUCUGCCUGUAGCAAAUUCUGGUGAGACAAAGGACCCGGCAGUAAGAGGAGACACACACACCUCGAAAAAUCGUGUUUGAAAUUUUAUCGAUUAACAACUGUCACAGCUGGAGUUUAAACAGAAGGCCAGAGGAUUAGCUUUCCCUUAAAGAAAAACACUUUGGCUGCACCUAAAUUAUUGUUUUGAAUGAGGGAGGUUGCCUUUACCCAUAAAUCUGUCAGUAGAGCCAUGCACGAUCCAUGAACUCACACCAAACUACCUUUUAUUUUCUAAGGAAUCAACAAAAUCUUUUAACAUGCGCUUUUCACAUUAGAUCUUCUCCCCCACAUGCUGGACAGUGAUGUAUGCCAGAAACCCCUUUUCGGGAUCUCACAGAAAUCACAGAUCCAGUAACAGGAUUCUCCAUGUUAAUUAAAGUUCGGAGUUUCAUAACAGUGUAUUUGUUAAGUUCACAUUUGUCACUACAUUGCAGAGACUCACUCUUGUGUUGCCACUUGUCCCACAAGAUCUGUUAUGAGAUUCCAUGUCCGUGCACUAGCUAGUGUUUACACACCUGCAGUGCUACUGAAGGUUAUAUCUCAGAGCUGUAGAAAAUAGCUAUAUUGACAGAGAAACCAUUCCAGCUGGUUUUGCAAGAUGAGUUAUCUAAGUUGAGGUCUACAGCUGCAACCGUUGUAGCAGAUGUUGUUUUGAACCAUAAUGACGAAGAUUCCACACCAACUGUGAGCUCAGUUCCAAUCACCACAUAGUCUGUUAUUGCUCCUGCUGCUCCCAUUGAAGUGCACUGAGUUUCCUCAGUAGCACAAAAUGUGACCAAUGAGCAACAGACAAGACAACUGUUAUCGCCAGCUAGUUUAUGCUCAAACUUAGCUUCUAGCAACAUGAACCCACAUGAAAUACAAAAGGUUGUGGUAGAACCUAUAGCGAGGAAUGAGGAGUCCUCACAUUAUACCUCUUUGCAUCUUUGAGCUUUCUCAGACUGAUUGCCACAUCCAAAUAAUGAAGCACACUAUGAAACUAGGUGUUGAAGUGUAGAGCUUCUUCUGACAGACCCAGCAUUGUCUGACUUGAAUCGAUCCAGAAAAAUUGUAGAUAGCUUGUUGUCCCCAGCCUCAGACUUAAUUAAGCACCACAAGCUUGUAUCUGCAACUCCUUGAUUCAGCUUAUGGCACAGCAGAAGAUAGAAACGAGCUUUUUGCCAAGUUUAUGGGCACCCUGCAGAAUGUAGGUGAGAAAUCAUUCAUCUACGUCCAAAGACUCCAAGUAGUUCUCCUGAUAAAUUUGAUAGAUAGCUGUUAAAGCAGUUGUGUAAAGGCUGUUGGGAUGAUUCCCUUAUUGCAGAAAUUGAGCUUGAACAAAAGGUAAGAAAGCCUCCACCAUUUGCUGAGCUUCUCUUACUACUACACCCAGAAGAAGACAAACAUGCAAAGAAAGCCAUGUGUAAGAAAAAACAUUUGGGUGUUUCUAAACAACCACCAGGAGUCCCCAAACAGCAAGUCUGGUCACAACUGUGACUGUAAGAAAGCAAAUUGCUGAGCUGCAGGCUCAAGUUGCUCAAUUAAAAAACACAAAAGAAAAGCAAAAACAAGAUA
Messenger RNA from Melanotaenia boesemani (Boeseman's rainbowfish), 6059 nucleotides. RefSeq names its product coiled-coil domain containing 180 (gene ccdc180). The transcript has 37 exons. Lineage: Eukaryota; Metazoa; Chordata; Actinopteri; Atheriniformes; Melanotaeniidae. The record is from RefSeq and is a predicted model, not a curated record. The coding region runs from base 23 to 4369 and encodes 1448 amino acids.